Messenger RNA from Puccinia triticina, 413 nucleotides. RefSeq lists its product as uncharacterized. The record is from RefSeq and is a predicted model, not a curated record. The annotation marks the transcript as partial. NCBI's taxonomy places the organism in Eukaryota, Fungi, Basidiomycota, Pucciniomycetes, Pucciniales, Pucciniaceae. The transcript has 2 exons.
AUGUCCGAGCGUAAUCCAGCGGUUUCUAACCGUUUGACUAGAAGCUCAGCGCCUCCCGGGGUAAAUAACAACCCAGGCCCAGCAGAUCCCGCAGGUAGUCAGGCAAAUAACGGUGUGGGCGAUCUUUUCGAUCGGCUUUUUCACCCCACAGGUGCCACAGCUCGCAACAGCACUCGCGCAGCUACUGCUCCGGCUCUAGGAGCUCCGAUCCAGUUGCGCAACUCUGCGUCUUCGUCUACUGGUUCUAACGGGAACUCGGUUCUUCGGGCUAGCUCCGUCGUCCAGCGUCUCAUAGACGACGUCCGUUCCAGGCCAUCUCCAGGAGCCUCAUCCGCAGCUAUAGAACGACAGUUGGUCGGCGAUAAUCCUCGCGUUGGGCCCGAUAAUUUGAAUCAAGAACGGCCGCGAUCUGA